AAACUUAAUGAACUUGAUAUUAAAAGUUAUGAUUUUGAAUAAGAAAUAGAUAGAUUAUUUAUUUUAAUGAAUGGUCAAGGAUAAAAGAUGGAUUUAUCUAUAUUUAUUGAAGUUUUAGACUAUUAUAAUUGUGAACAUUAAACAAAAUAAAUAAAAGAGCAAAAAAAAAAUACUAUUGUUUGGUACAUAAAAAUAUUUAAAGAAAUGGAAAAGAAAGAAAUAGGUUUAGAAACAUUUACUAGGCAAAUAUAAAAUAAUGAUUAAUUAAAUAGAAAACAAUUCAUAGAUACAAUUUAAUAUUAAUUAAAUUUAAAAGAAGAUUAAACUUUCGAAUAGUUUUUAGAAGAAAUUUCUUUACCAAAUAACGACAUUUCUUUUUCUAAAUUUGAGAUUGGGUACAAAAAAGAAUUAAAAGCAAAUUAAAUCUUAUAAGAUAUGAGAAAUAUGACAAAAUCUAACAGACGAAAUAUUUCAGAUGCUUUUAUUAAUAUAGAUGUUAAUGGUGAUGGUAUUAUUACAAAGAAGGAAUUUUUAGAAAUGAUUCCUAUUAUUAAUAAAUCGAUGCAAAAAGAUGAAAUCGAAUAUAUUUUUGAAAGAAUGGACUUAGAUAAUAAUGGCAAGAUUACUUUAGAUGAAUUUUCAAAUAAUAUUUUGGGAAAAGAUGCUUUAGUUAAUUAAAUUGAAUUUGAAUAAAAAUAAAAGGAGUUUUAUUAAUUAAUAUAAUAAUCUCUUAUUUAAUCCAAUGUUUCUUUUGAUGAAUUAUUUUUAAAUAAUUAGGAAAAGAAAAUUAAUAUUAACGAAUUAGAUUAAAAACUGAGAAAUAUUGGGAUUAGUAGUUAGAUUUAAUAGUAAUAUAUUCCGGUUAUUGAAGAUUUGACUUAUGGGGGGAUUGUUUUUAAUGUGUUGAGGCUUAAGUUGAAAUAUGAUUAAUUUAAGGAUUAGAAUAAGAAGGAAAAAUAGAAUAAUAAUAAUUAUAUGGAGUUUUUGAUAAUUCUUAAGAAAACUAUUUAGAACGAAAAUAAAUAUUUUGAUGAUGUCUUUGAUUUGAGAAGGGGAUAUACUAAAUAGUAAUUGGAUGAUUUAUUGAUUUAAAAAAUAAGACUUUAUGGAAUAAGAUAUUAUUAAUAAUAAUUUGAUUAGUUUUUUGAUUAUUUUAAGGAUUAAUAUAACGGAGAGUUAAAUGUUGAAAAAUUAUAUAAAGCAUUUAAGGAAACAAAAAUUAAUUAGAAUGAAAAUUCGGUAUAUUAAAUAAGAAAAAAUUAUGAUGACGAUGAUAAAGAUUUCAGAAAAGAUAAUAAAAGAAGGGAUGAAGAUGAUUAUUAGCAUAAUAGGAAAAGAAAUUAAUCUGGUAGUAGAGACCUUGGGAAUAGUUAGAAAAGAUUUGAUGAAGAUAAUGAUAGAAGAAGAGAUGAUAUUAAAAGGGGAGAUUAUUAUGAUAAUAAUAGAAGAGGGGAUGAUUAUAAUAAUAAUAGAAGAGGGGAUGAUUAUAAUAAUAAUAGAAGAGGAGACGACUAUAAUAAUAAAAAAAGAGAUGACUAUAGUAAUAAAAGAGGAGAUGACUAUAAUAAUAAAAGAGGAGGUGAUUAUGAUAAUAGAAAAGGAGAUGAUUAUAAUAAUAGAAGAGGAGAUGAUUAUAAUAAUAGAAGAGGAGAUGAUUAUAAUAAUAGAAGAGGAGAUGAUUAUAAUAAUAGAAGAGGAGAUGAUUAUGAUAAUAGAAGAGGAGAUGAUUAUGAUAGAAGAAGAGGAGAUGAUUAUGAUAGAAGAACUUCUUAAAAAGGAAGAGAAUAAGGUAAUGAAAGAUAUGGAGAAAAUAAGAGAAUAGAAGAUUAAAAUGAAAAAUAGGAAAUAAAUGAUUUAUUAGAAAACUUUAUUCAAAAUGAAAAAACAGAUAUAGUAAAAAAAUGCGAACUUAUUAGCUUGUAAGACAAGCUAAAAACUAAUAGAAUAUCUUUAUAAGAUUUAGUUAAGGAAAAUAGACUGGAUAAGUAUAAUGAUGGGUUCAUUGAUGUGAAUGAUUUUUUCGAUAUUUUAGAUGAUAAGAGGAUUAAAUUAAGUAGAAAAGAAGCUGAUUUAAUAGAAUAGUGGAAUAAAAAUAAAUAAGGGAUGAUUAAUUAUAAAGGACUAGAUAAUAUUAUUAGAAGAAGUAGUAGAAAGGGAGGAGAUGAGGACAAUAGGAAAGAUAAUAAAAAGUUAAGAAUUAAGAAAAAAGAAAAAAAAAAAUCAUCUAAAUAAGAAUUAGAAGAUGUUUUAGAAGAUUUCAGAUAGGAUGUUUUGAAUUAUAUUUAAAAAAAAAAUGUUGGAAUUAGAUAUGUUUUUAAAAGAUUUGAUAAAGAUAAUGAUACUUUUAUUUCUUAUACAGAGUUUAUUAAUUGUAUUUAAAAUGAUAAUGUAGUACCUAGUUUAAAAAAAUUACCAGAUGAUUUAGUUGAAAAUUUUUUUGAUUAAUUUGAUGAAGAUAAAGAAAUGAAAAUAAAUUUAGCUUAAUUUACAAAAUAAGUUUAUCCUAAUUUAAAAGAAGUUGAUAUUGCACCUUUAUUAAAUAAAAUAAAAUCUAAUGUCGAAAUAACAUCAGAAGAUGAAAUAAGAAAAUAUUUCAAGAAUAUAGAUACAGAUAAUGAUGGAAAAAUCAGUUAUACUGAAUUUUCUAAAUAUAUGAAAAAACUUACAAAAAAUAAUAUCGAAGAUACAGAAAUCGAAAGACUGUUUUAACAUUUUUUACUCGAGAAAAAUUUAGAUAGUAUUUCUUUGGAACUUUUCAUAGCCGUCAUAUAAGAUGAUCAUAUGAAUUUUAAUAAAAUAAGAUAAAAAAUUAUUGAAUAUAAAGAAAAAAAAGGAAAAUCAAUUAAAACAAUAUAUGAUUAAUAUGCUUAAGGCGGAUCUAUAACAAUAUAAUCUUUAUAGACUUUUUUCAACUUUUUAGGACUAAAUUUCAAUUUUGAUUAAUUAGAUGAAUUAUUUACUUUUAUAGAUAACGAUGGAGAUGGAAAAAUUAGUUAUGAAGAAUUUUAUAAUGUUAUUGAAAAAGCUUUGUUAGAAUAUUCUGAUGUUAAAAUUCCUAAAGACGAAUCCUCAAAGAUUGCAAAAAAUAUUAAAUAUUAUUAAGGUUUAAGCUUCUACUUAACAUUUGGACUUUAUUUAUAAUGA
Messenger RNA from Ichthyophthirius multifiliis, 3144 nucleotides. RefSeq lists its product as hypothetical. Gene Ontology annotation, molecular function: calcium ion binding. The transcript is spliced from 9 exons. Lineage: Eukaryota; Ciliophora; Oligohymenophorea; Hymenostomatida. The record is from RefSeq and is a predicted model, not a curated record.